Messenger RNA from Epinephelus moara (kelp grouper), 2764 nucleotides. It is a transcript of the gene abcg5, whose product is annotated as ATP-binding cassette, sub-family G (WHITE), member 5. The transcript has 14 exons. Gene Ontology annotation, biological process: cholesterol homeostasis. Gene Ontology annotation, molecular function: ABC-type transporter activity; ATP binding; ATP hydrolysis activity. The record is from RefSeq and is a predicted model, not a curated record. Gene Ontology annotation, cellular component: plasma membrane. Lineage: Eukaryota; Metazoa; Chordata; Actinopteri; Perciformes; Serranidae. Bases 1 to 1986 code for a protein of 661 amino acids.
AUGGCCGGAGACAUGAACAAACUUUAUUCAGUGCAGGCGAUGACGCCAGAGAGCGAGACCAAAGUUAAUGAGUCCUUCAAGUUUGUGUCGGAGGUGAAGAGGGAUGUGUGGAGGGACGGCGGAGAGGAGCGAUCGGAGCCCUCCUGUUGUCUCAGUGUCAGCAAGAUCUCCUACACAGUCAGUGAGCGUGUGGGUCCAUGGUGGGACUUGCCCUCCUACAGGAAGCGAUGGACUCGUCAGAUCCUCAAUGAUGUCUCCUUCCAUGUAGACAGUGGGGAGAUCAUGGGCAUACUGGGCAACUCAGGCUCAGGGAAGACCACACUCUUGGAUGCUGUCUCAGGGAGGAUUGGAAACUGCGGUACACUGUUGGGUGACAUCUUCGUUAACGGCAUGAAACUGAAGAGAGAAGAGUACCAGGACUGCUUCUCCUAUGUGCUGCAGAGUGAUAACUUGUUGAGUUAUCUGACAGUGGAGGAGACUCUGACCUACACAGCUCAGCUGGCCCUGCGGAAACACUCGGCCGAAGCCAUCAAGAAGAAGGUGUCUGCGGUGAUGGCCGAGCUGAGUCUCAGUCACGUGGCCCACAGUGUUAUCGGAGGCCGUGUGUUCCCGGGGAUCUCUGGGGGCGAGAGGAGGAGGGUCUCCAUUGCCAGCCAGCUGCUUCAGGACCCACGGGUGAUCCUAUUGGACGAGCCGACCACCGGGCUGGACAGCAUGACCGCCAAUCAGAUUGUGGUGCUGCUGGCAGAGCUGGCCAGGAGGAACCGUAUCGUCAUAGUAACCAUCCACCAACCACGCUCCGAGCUCUUCAGAGUGUUCAGCAGGAUAGCUAUAAUGAGUUGUGGAGAGCUGGUGUUCUGUGGGCAGCCAGAGGAGAUGGUGGACUUCUUCAGCCAGUGUGGAUAUGAGUGUCCAGAGUACUGCAACCCCUUUGACAUCUAUGUUGACUUCACCUCAGUGGACACACGCAACAGUCAGAGGGAGGCAGCCACCUUCAGUCGCAUGCACGAGAUCACUUCAUCCUACCAGAGGUCUGCCAUCUACCAGAGCAUGCUGGGAAAAGUGGAGCAGAGCCUGCAGCGGGCAGACAAGCCAGCAAUCCCCUUUAAGAGCAAAGAGUCGCCGAGUGGUGCCGCCAAACUGGAAGUUCUGCUCAGGCGAACAGUAAGAAACCUGUCCAGAGACAGGAUGGGUGUUCUGAUGCGUCUGUCGCAGAACCUGAUCUACGGUCUCUUUGUGGCCUUCUUCGUGAUGCAUUUAGACAACGACGUCAACAAGGGUGCUAUACAGGACCGCAUCGGCAUCAUCUAUCAGAGCAUUGGUGCUUCGCCCUACACCGGCAUGCUGAACGCUGUAGCCCUCUUCCCGGCGCUGCGAGCCAUCAGCGAUCAGGAGAGUCAGGAUGGUCUGUACAGCAAAUGGCAAAUGUUCUUGGCCUACAUCUUCCACAUCCUGCCUUUCAGCAUCCUGAGUGUUUUCAUCUUCACCUCCUUCCUUUACUGGACGGUGGGGAUGCACCCUGACAGCCUGCGCUUCCUGUGUUAUUCUGCUGUGGUCCUGGUGCCACAUAUUGUGGGUGAGUUGUUGACUGUGGUGUUAUUAGGAGUCGUCCAGGACCCUAACAUGGUCAACACAGGAGUGGCUCUGCUCAAUAUUGCAGGGAUCUUGGUGGGAUCUGGCUUCCUAAGAAGCACCCAGCAGAUGCCGGAGGUCUUCCAGUGGCUCAGCUACCUGACCUUCCAGAAGUACAGCUGCGAGCUGCUCAUAGUCACCGAGUUCCACGGACUCAACUUCACAUGCAAUAAUCCCAAACCUUUACCAGGAGCCUGUAUGGUCACUCAGGGCAACCAGGUCAUUGAUGAGGGCUAUCCUGGCGCUCUGUCCCGAUACACACUAGACUUUGUUCUCCUCUACUCCUUCCUCCCUGCUCUCCUGCUGCUGGGCAUGAUCAGCUUCAAGAUCAGGGACAAGCUUGCGCGUCACUAAAACCACAGAUGCACAUUUGUGGGGAACUCUUCUGUGUAAACCGGGAGCUAAACUGAGUUUGGUUGUGAAGAUCUAAAACAGAUUUAGAGAACAAUAUGACAUUAGUCUGGGAAGAUGAGUCUUGUGGCUCCUGCUAACAUGUUUGCACCCAUUCCACCAACAUUCAAGGAACAUCUCUGUGUGAACACUUACCUUAAAGUUUCACAGAAUUAAGUAUUAUAUAGUUCAGAACAAUGAUUAAAGUACAAAGAGCUUUUGUUGCUGUAAGGUGUGCAGUACAGCAGGGUUCAUCUGUGUCCACUGGGAUGCAGCCACUGACCCGAUAUGACAGCUAAACACCUGAGUGGUCCUUCUACUAAAAGCAUCGUAAUUAAGCUGCUGCUUGAUUAAACUCAAACAACGCCUGAGAUGGACCGCACAGAUCCUGCACAGUUUCAAUAUGCAGUUUCUGACUGGAACAAAUAUUUGCACUGAUGACUAAUUAAUUAUUUUUAUAUAAAAGUAUAUACAAAGUAGUAAAUAUAAACUACAGAUUAAACUACAAGUCACCAGUUUGAUUCAGAAUUGAAUGAUGGACUGCUGUGUAUCGAGUACCAGAACAAUAUCCACGUUUUAAGCACAUGUAUUACAUUUUUGUUUAAAUAUUGUGAUUGUAGUGUAUCAUUAAUAGAAAGUGAUGCUUAUUGUAAAAAUGUUUAUUUUUAGAACACAUUUUCAUCAUGAGUACACAAGUACUUUCAUUAUGAAAAGGAAAUAAAUAAAGUGUAUAUUGUAUUUA